UGGUCUAGCAGAUACGAUCAAAGCCAAAACYCCACCCUACCCCAGACAAUGACUAUACCCUAUCCUAGACAAAACGACUACCCUACCCUACCCUACGCUAUUGUUAUUAAAUCGUUUCAUCAGUCCAAGUACGCUUCAAAGKCCAAUGUUUUGUUUUUGCUGAUAUACGCCUCCGUCACACCUCCAACCCAUCCGUCGUCACGACAACCAAACAUAGUGAAAAACUAGGCCUGGUCGAAAUGACUCAAGUGGAUACACGUUGAGAUUAAGUACAGGUUGAGAUCUUGAGUAAAAAAAAWUCAAUAGAUCAAAGAGUUAAUAGAAAAAAUAUUAUCCCGGUCACAGAGUUUGGUCAUUCAAGUUUUUGCCCGUGAUAGACACAGGGGAUUCCCCUAAUUAAAAAACAUACUUAUGUACGUUGUCAUUCAGUACUGCUCAGUUUGACAGAACAGAUUGGGAAGAGUAGCAGCUUUUGGGUAAAAAGUCUUAAAUCUUGUCAAAUCAUCCUGCUACGCUGUUAAUUCUGUGGUUAGCGCUGUUGUAAACAAUGCCAUGAGUGCGUGGUCGACGAUUAAGGGACUAUUGUGGACUGCACUUUUGGUAGUGACCAUAUGUAAAUACAGCGAGACUGUAUGCCCAGAUCCAAAUGAUGUAGAAGUUUGCAAAGAUAAUGAACCUUCAAAAUGCUUCUGCAGGGCGUGUCUCAGUUGCCCUGAGGGCUACGGACAGAAUUACGAGUGUGCGUCAAGAAUAAAGACAUCUCAAAAGUUGAAGUGUGUACCAUGUGUUGUGGGGGCGAACUACAGUGAUACCAAGAGUUCAGCUUUGUGUCGUCCUUGUGGGGGAUGCGAUGGUUUUAAAGUACUGCAUAAUUGUACAAUAACAAAGCCUACUAUAUGCAGCCUUGAUUCUUGUGCAGAUGGGUAUGACUUUAACAGUGAUAUGCCUGAUAUGUUGGUCUGUCAGAAGAAGCCAACUCAGCCAACAACUCUGCCGCCAACAACUCUGCCGCCAACAACUCUGCCGCCAACAACUCAGCMGCCAACAACUCUGCCGCCAACAACUCUGCCGCCAACAACUCAGCAGCCAACAACUCUGCCGCCAACAACUCUGCCGCCAACAACUCAGCAGCCAACAACUCUGCCGCCAACAACUCUGCCGCCAACAACUCUGCCGCCAACAACUCAGCCAAGAGCCCAAAAGGCUAAGUCAACAGAUAGCGACAGGACUACACCUACUACAAAUAGUGGCACUUUACAAAAAGCUACAAUGAAUGAUCCAAAAAAAUCUUCAACCAAACAUCAAGCAUCCACAAGCUCUCAUAACAAAGUAAUCUUGAUUGUUGUGAUUACUAUCCUUGUGAUAGUUCUUGCAUUGUUCAUAAUAGCAGCUAUACUAGUGUUUCUGAAAAGAAAGAAAAUCUACAAAUAUUUCAGAAAAGCAAUCAAGUCAAAAGAUGGUUCCUCAUCUCCAGAGAGCUGGCCAUUAAAUGCUGUGGCAUCACGUCAAGCUUACCCAUGGCCUGAAAAUCUCCUUCUAAAGUCCAUACCACAUGAACUGCGUUCUGCAAUUGAAACCAGAAUAUCCAAUCCUAAACAACCUGGAUGGCGAGAACUUGCACAAGAACUGGGUCUUGAUGAAGAAACCAUACUAGGGAUUGACAAUCACAGUCAACCAGAAAAGGGUUAUCAUUUAUUUGAAGCUCUGAAAACUCAAAAGACCUGCAAGCUCUCAUUCACUGCAUUUGCUGAUGCCCUUGCUAAGCUGAAAAGGGUUGAUGUUGUGGAGACAUCAAAGGAUUACUAUCGUGAUAAUAAUGAUGUUAAUAAUGUCACCCUUGAAGACUCUUGAGGGUACAAGAAAAUUGGCUGAUGGCAAAACGAAUAGGGGACUGCUGGGACAGAAUUAUGAUUUUUGUAGAAACAGAAAUUUUGUAGAGUAGAAAUUUUAGCUGCUGGAUGCUUUUUGAUGGACAAUACUCCAGUUUCGAAUUCUCCAAUGCUCUGUGUUAGCCUCAUUUGUGCGCAAAAUAUUUCUUAUUGUGA
Messenger RNA from Exaiptasia diaphana, 2045 nucleotides. Its product is annotated as proline-rich receptor-like protein kinase PERK8. Lineage: Eukaryota; Metazoa; Cnidaria; Anthozoa; Actiniaria; Aiptasiidae. The record is from RefSeq and is a predicted model, not a curated record. Gene Ontology annotation, biological process: signal transduction. Gene Ontology annotation, molecular function: protein binding. The coding region runs from base 553 to 1851 and encodes 432 amino acids. The transcript is spliced from 3 exons.